Symbiodinium sp. CCMP2456 is the source of this 957-nucleotide messenger RNA. The record is from the annotation of a GenBank genome assembly. NCBI's taxonomy places the organism in Eukaryota, Dinophyceae, Suessiales, Symbiodiniaceae.
AUGACGGCCCAGCACAGCGAGCGAGGAUUCGGGUGGACCGCAGCCAUCGUGUGGCCUGUGCCCUUGCUUUGGGGCGGCAGGUUGUUGUUACGCCUUGUUCAUGUUUCCAGAAGCGAAAGAGAGGUAGAGCGAAGACACGAAGCCAGAAGCGAGAUGAGCAAUCGAAAUAUCUGCUUCGACGGCAGCAUCAUACAAGAACGCGGGCGGCCCUGCGUGGCCAGCUGGCCCGGAAAGUACGAGGGAGCGUGGGAAUCCCUUGUGUCGCAGACCCAGCGUGGCGAGGUCAGCGCAGCUGUCGUCUUCCUCCCUUGGGGCAUAGACGACUAUGGAGCACACGACCGCAUCGCACUGGCUGAAGGCUUGCCGGGGACCUGCUGGUGCACGCCCCUCUACGGUGAAGAGAAGCCUUGGGGUUGCAGGUGGUUUACAAACUGGAGGCAGAACAUCGAAACGGCGGUGGAAUCCGGAGCAGAGCUGGAAGUCUAUUACUUCCCGAAUCGUGUGGGCAAGGGCAAGGUGAAGAGCUUCGAAACGGCAGGCGACGACAACCUCCAGAGGGAAGAGUUGAACAGCAGGCAAAAAGACUUCGAGAAGUCUCCGGAGUUCAAGCAGGCGAUGGACGCAGGUCUUGGCAACCUCUCCAAGGAGCCAGGUGCUGACGGAUCCUCCCAAUAUAGCCGUGAAGUGCGACGCCUGUUCCUUGCUUCCCUCUCGGAGACAGAAUGCGAGUUUCUAGCCACCGCAGAGGGCCUCGGCAACUCCCAGAAAGCAGAGGUCGCCUGGCUGGAGAAGAAGGGCUACACGUACUGGGAGGCGGACGUCUCGAAGUGGCUCCCUGGCGACGGAGAUGAACAGUACAUCCCAGCAUCUGCCGAACAGACGCAACUCCGCAGCCAGCAGAAGAAAGCUUCAGCAAUGUCACUCUCCAUGGUGCCACUCAUAGCUCCGGUCACUUGA